CUGGGCAGCGCAUGACGCUGUUUUGUUGUUCAGUGCGAGACCUCUCCACUCCAAUACCAGGCGUUCGUACCUCUCACUGGACAGCUUGGGCUCCAUGGAGGAGGAAACUCAGGGCGAGACUCUCAACCAUGAUGACAGCCCCGAGGGGGACAUGACCAAGGAGGACGUGCCAGACUCUUCGGAGGGGGACUCAGUCCUGGGGCAACACUGUAGCCUCUCUCCAGACCCGGACCGACCCAUUGUCCACCAAGUGGCGUCUGCCCCAAUGCCGUCUGACUGCGAGUUCUCCUUCUUCGACCCGAGCGAGCCCCAGUGCCGAGAGGUUCUGCUCGACCCUCAGACUACUGUAUCAGAGCUGUUUGCUGUGCUGAGGCAGUGGGUCCCCCAGGUCCAGAAGAACAUCAACCUCAUCGGCAAUGAGAUUCUAAAGCGAGGCUGUGGUGUGAAUGACCGGGAUGGCCUGACGGACAUGAGUCUGCUGCAGUACAGCUGCAAGGCUGGGGCGCCCGGCAUUGGUGACGCAGAGACGGCAGCGAGCUUUGCACGGCAACUGCUGUGUCUGGGAGCGACGCCGGGCCUGCGCAGCCGCUGGACCAACAUGAACGCCCUGCACUACGCUGCGUACUUUGACGUGCCGCAGCUUAUCCGCGUGGUGCUGCAGGCCUCGCAGCCAGGGGAAGUGGAUGCCACCUGCAGUGAUUUCGACUUUGGCACUGCCCUGCACAUUGCAGCCUCCAACCUGUGCGUCUCUGCUGCUAAGUGUCUGCUGGAGCUCGGCGCCAACCCUGCCUUCAGGAACGAGAAGGGUCAGUGUCCCGCCGACGUGGUGCCUGAGCCCCUGGACAUGCCCCUGGAGAUGGCAGAUGCUGCCGCACAGGCCAAGGAGCUGCGCGCCCUCCUGAGAGACGCCCUGCCCCAGCCGUGCACCCCCAUCCUUUUGGCGCGGCCUUCCGGCGUUCUCUCUGAAAAGGCCAAGGCCCAGCUCUUCUCCAUGGGCAUCCAGCUGGGGGACCGUGUCGUCAUUGCCGGGCAGAAGGUCGGCAUCCUGCGCUUCUGUGGCAACACGGAAUUCGCCGGCGGACUGUGGGCCGGAGUGGAGCUGGACGACCCCGAGGGGAAGAACGAUGGCUCUGUGGCAGGAGUCCAGUACUUCAGCUGCCGCCCCAAACACGGGAUCUUUGCCCCCCUGUCCAAAAUCACCAAGCCUUCGGAACGUCGCAGGAAUGCACCCCUGCGGAGCUCCACCCCCCUUCGCUCUGCCCGGCUUGACCUGUCUCACAUCACCUCCAAGGUCAACACAGGUGCUCCGUCCGUCAAAAAAACACCUGCAAAACAAAAAGGGUCUCCCGCCCCUGUAGAGGGCACCGAUGAUCUGCCAGAGGGCAAGACAGGUGUUCUCUCGCGGAGCUGCUCUUCCUCCUCUUCCUCUCUGGAGUCUAGGCCCUCUGCGCGACCGCGCCCACUUCCACGGCAACGGCCUCCUGCCCGAAUGCGCAGAGAGCGAGCCCCACCCAGCUCCAAGCCCGCGCCUCCAACUGCUCGAACUCCAACUGGCCCCAGGGCAAGGACCCCCUCAGCGAGCAGCUCUGUGUGUGAGGGCACUGAGGUGCGGCUGGGGGAGAGGGUGCUGGUGGUGGGUCAGCGCACAGGAGUGGUGCGUUUCUACGGCAAGACCAGCUUCGCCCCAGGGUUCUGGUUGGGGAUUGAGCUGGACAAGCCCAGUGGGAAGAAUGAUGGCUCAGUGGGUGGUGUGCAGUAUUUUAGCUGUCCCCCCAAACAUGGUGUAUUUGCACCCCCCUCACGAGUGCAGAGGAUCCAUGGAUCUCUGGACUGCCUGGCAGAGCUCUCCUCCUCUCGACUGAACCGCUCUUUCUCUGGAAUCAGACGUAGUUUCAGCUCCUCGUCCGCCAUCUCCGCGCCCAGGGAGCAGAACCGCAGGAGUCCGGUUAGCAGGACUCGGCCAACUGCGUUGCAUCGUAGAUGGAGCACGGCCAGUGCGAACAGCGCCCCGGCGGGAGCGGGCGGUGCCGGGACAGCCUCGACGGGCUUGGACGGAGCGGUCAAGCUUCACCUGGGCAUGCAGGUCCUGCUGACCAGCGCCAACGAGAUGGGCAUGAUCCGUUACUUGGGCGUGGCCGACUUCGCCCCGGGGCUGUGGCUGGGGCUGGAACUGCGCGGCACCAAGGGCAAGAACGACGGUUCAGUGGGGGGGCGGCGGUACUUCAGCUGCCGGCCAGGGCACGGGGUCCUGGUGCGGCCCAGCAGGGUCACCUACAGGGGUAUCAAUGGGGCGCGGCUGGUGGAUGAACCCAGCUGAGGGGGUGGGGGGGGAUUCCAAAACUUCCACUGUUUGUCAGUUUCUGAUAAUAUCACCCGCCCAACUGCAAUUAAUUAUUCAGAGAAAAAAAUCCUUACUAGUAAUUUAACAUUCAAUUAAUUUUCCUCAUUAGUUUCCUUUGGUGACAUUCAAUGAAUAAGAAUCCAGAUGUCAGAUUUUACUGCAAGUGUAGUGACAGGCUUAACUGUGGGGAGAGCUUUUGUAUUAAUUAACCUGUACCGAUCUCAAAGCACUUAGACAAAAACGUAGCUGUGUGAAACAGUAGUUUGGACAUGAGGGUAACCCUGAGGUAUUAACAGGCGUUUGAAAUGUGUGCCAUGCUGUGCUGCCAUUGAGCAGAUACCCACCAGCACUCUGUCCCCCUCAGACUUACAGUAGGGCAGAGUGUGUGUAACGAAGCUGGUGUGAAAAGCUUCCCGCCAUUUUUAGUCCUUGUGUAUUACUUUGCUGCCCUAGGAACGUGUGGCACAGAGCUGAAACAUGCUGCCGAGCUGCCCCUUUGCAAAAUGCAGCACAGGACCUUGAUGUGAGAGCAUGGCCCAGGCACCUUCCCGCAUUCUCCAAGCCGUGAUACUCCUUAUCCCUGAUUAUGGCACUUUAAAACUCGCCCAAGGGCAAGGAACCUGUGGCCUGUUGAAAUACUUCCUAAAUAUCAGUGUUUAACUACUGAUGUUCCAAAUGGGAAAAACAAUGUGCACUUUUUCGGUAGGGAACACAUCUGCUGUUAUUAUUAAAGAUGUUUGUACAAAGUUAAAGUUUCUGCCCAAACAGCCCAAGGUUUUAUGAUGGUCUGGUGUCAGGGGAAGGGCUCUGCUCUGAUACCUCUGAUCUUUCAGCAUACUUUGGAUUUCAGUGUAAUAUACCUUGAAUAAAAUUGAUACAUUUCAUUAGCAAUAUAUUUGCAUACAUCCCUUUGAUGAUGAAAUCGGUUGAAAUCUGAAAUUCAAGUACUGUUGCAGAAAGCCCUGUAAAAAUACAUAGUUAAGGAUUACUGCAUUGUUGGACCUACCCAUCACUUGAACUUACUGUAGCCCGGGAUGUAUAUGCAGACAUCAGUGCUAAUCCUUACUUUUGGUUGAACAUACAAAUUUGUUUUCUAAUUUUUUUUUCUUUUUCUUUUUUCCCUUCAAUCAUUUUAGUUAGGCUUCUAAUAUGCAGAGUGUACUAAAAGACCAUGAUGUUGCUUGAGGUUUUGUGUUAUUUUGGUUUUGUUUUUGUGUUGGAUUAAAGUCCCAGGAGGAUGCGCCUCUUCGUAGCAAUGACUGCAGUGUCCUCAUUAAUCCGUGGAUUCUCAGAGAUGUGGGUGUGAGGGCAGUGAACCUACUGCCAGUGCACUCUCCAGAACCUAUACUGAGGAAGACUCUGGCAGAGUGGACCCCAGAUGAUUGUGGAAUUGAAGGGCCCUGGUCCUGAGUUCCCUGUGGCUAAAUGUGUGGGGGUUUAUUUACAGUGGUUCAAAGUUAGCAGGCAUAUUAGUAUGCUAGUCUUGAAAUGGAAUAUGUAUAAUACAGAGGAGGUCAUUUAAGAACUUGAAAAAACAGAAAUCCCGUUGAAAGCCGACACUGAUAUUCCACAAUUACCCAUUGUGUAGGUCGGGUUAAUAAGGACAAAAUGGGAGGCACAAUCUUGGAAUUCUUAAUGCUUUUCCUGGUUGAUCAUUCAGUUUAAGAUGCCUGUUUUUUCUUUCUUUUCUUCUGUCCAGGAUGGCUAUAAUUGGUUUUAAGAUCAGGGGAACUGAAGUUAUGGAGGAAUAUGUUGCUACCCUCAUAAAGCUGUCACUAUGAGAAGACUGACCCCUGCGUUUGGGCGUGUUUCUAUAGGGUACCACACUGGAGCUUGUCUGCUAACAUUAGUUAAUAUGUAUAUAAGAUAUGUAAGAGUGUAUUGUGUAUUUUGCAAGAGAUUUCUUUUUUUCCUGCGGUGAAGAAUGGUGUGUA
Megalops cyprinoides (Indo-Pacific tarpon) is the source of this 4275-nucleotide messenger RNA. Its product is annotated as CAP-Gly domain-containing linker protein 4-like. The record is from RefSeq and is a predicted model, not a curated record. Gene Ontology annotation, biological process: cytoplasmic microtubule organization. Gene Ontology annotation, cellular component: cytoplasm; nucleus; microtubule plus-end. NCBI's taxonomy places the organism in Eukaryota, Metazoa, Chordata, Actinopteri, Elopiformes, Megalopidae. Gene Ontology annotation, molecular function: microtubule plus-end binding.